This is a messenger RNA of Harpia harpyja (harpy eagle), 1227 nucleotides long. Its product is annotated as steroid 21-hydroxylase. The transcript has 8 exons. Gene Ontology annotation, molecular function: iron ion binding; steroid 17-alpha-monooxygenase activity; heme binding. Gene Ontology annotation, biological process: hormone biosynthetic process; progesterone metabolic process. Lineage: Eukaryota; Metazoa; Chordata; Aves; Accipitriformes; Accipitridae. The record is from RefSeq and is a predicted model, not a curated record. The annotation marks the transcript as partial.
GGGGGCUGGUGUCGCGGGGGGGCCGCGACCUGGCGCUGGGAGCGGCCACCCCGGGCUGGCGGCGACAGCGGGGGGCGACGCGGGGGGCGCUGGCCAGGGCGGGGGGGCGGCUCCGGCCCCUCCUGCGGCGGCAGGCGGGGGCCCUCUGCGCGGAGCUGCGUUCCCACGGGGGGGCCCCCCUGGACCCCUUUGAGGUUUUCUCCUUCUACACCUGCAGCACCAUCGGGCACCUCCUCUUUGGGGACCUGAUGCCCCCCGAGACGGAGGUGCGGGCGUUCACCCGCUGCGUGGUGGAGCUGCUGGAGGUGUGGGGCAGGGUCAGCGUGCAGGUCCUCGACCUGGUCCCGGCGCUACGGGUCCUCCCCAACCCGGGGCUGCGGGAGCUGCUGCGCCUCGUCGAGCUCCGCGACGCCUUCGUGGAGGCCCAGAUCCGACGGCACGAGGUCGGGGGGACCCAGGGUGCCCAUCCCCCCCCUGGGGACACGGUUCUGGCGGCGCUGCAGGGAAGGGACCCCGGCGUCCAGGGGGGGCCCCUGAGCCCCCCCCGCCUCCACAUGGCCCUGGUCGAUCUCUUCAUCGGGGGCACCGAGACCACGGCUGCAGCCCUGGCCUGGGCCGUCGCCUUCCUGCUGCACCGCCCCGAGCUGCAGGAGCGGCUGCGGGCGGAGCUCUGGCGGGAGCUGGGUCCCACCGGGACCCCCCAGGCGGGUGACACCGGGCGCCUGCCCCUCCUCCACGCCACCGUCACCGAGACCCUGCGCCUCCGGCCCCCCGCCCCGCUGGCCCUGCCCCACUGCGCCCGCCGCCACACCAGUGUCGGGGGCAUCCCAGUGCCGGCCGGCUCCAUCCUGAUCCCCAACCUCCUGGCUGCCCAGCAGGACCCCGACACCUGGCACCACCCCGAGGCUUUCCUGCCCGAGCGGUUCCUGGUUCCGGGGGCUCCUUGGCGGGCGCUGGUGCCCUUCGGCUGCGGGGCCCGAUCCUGCCUGGGGGAAGGGCUGGCGCGGGCCGAGCUCUUCGUCUUCCUGGGUCGGAUCCUGCAGGAAUUCCGCCUGGAACCCCCCGCCCCGGGGGUCCUGCCCUGCCUGGAGGUGUCGGCAGGCACCGUCCUGCGCUGCCCGCCCUUCCGCGUCCGCAUGGUGCCCUGCCAGCCCCCUGCCUAACCGAGCACAGGGGCCUGGCAGCGGCCUGGUACUCCUGCGCCUGCCUGCUGCCUGCACCCCUGCC